Molecule: messenger RNA, 363 nt
Organism: Penicillium digitatum Pd1
Lineage: Eukaryota; Fungi; Ascomycota; Eurotiomycetes; Eurotiales; Aspergillaceae
Source: RefSeq, a predicted model, not a curated record
AUGGCCCGCCGGUACCCCAAGUCGCUGUGGAGAAGGAUUCAUGUUCCCCUUUUCCUCGGUGGGCUAAAUUACCUGCCCCCUGCAACCGGGAUGAAUUACGGCAGUUGGGCAAUUGUUGGACUCACCUUUGGCUGGCUCGUUCGGAAACGUCUGCAUGGCUGGUGGAGUAAGUACAACUUUGUGCUGAGUUCUGCCAUGGACUCAUCCGUGGGAAUUGCUGGUGCGCUGAUUUUCUUGACAAUCUAUUUCACUGGAGCCAGCGAACAUCUCAACUGGUGGGGAACAGAGGUUUAUAAGAAUACCUGCGACUGGAAAGGCUGUGCAGAUCUUUCCGUGUCAAAGGGCCAAAAAUUCGGCACGUAG